This is a messenger RNA of Polyodon spathula (Mississippi paddlefish), 3246 nucleotides long. It is a transcript of the gene rbm12, whose product is annotated as RNA binding motif protein 12. NCBI's taxonomy places the organism in Eukaryota, Metazoa, Chordata, Actinopteri, Acipenseriformes, Polyodontidae. Gene Ontology annotation, biological process: regulation of RNA splicing. Gene Ontology annotation, cellular component: ribonucleoprotein complex; nucleoplasm. Gene Ontology annotation, molecular function: RNA binding. The coding region runs from base 437 to 3094 and encodes 885 amino acids. The record is from RefSeq and is a predicted model, not a curated record. The transcript has 3 exons.
AAAUGUUUCCAUUUUCUGAAUAUGGUACUUUGUUUACCAAAACGUAAUGCAUAGAUUGAUUACAUACAUACAGUAAUAUUCUGUUCCAUGUCAUACUCUUUUGUUUUUCCCCCGAAAGGUAAAGCAGAACACGCUUGCACAGUGUUGUCACCUCAGAGCGGACUAACGUUUAGGGAGGGGUGUGCGCUCAUUACGUCACCCGGUCCGCCGUGCAGAUUGAGCUGGGGACGGCCAUUUUGUAGCUCAGGCUUUAAGCGAGAGAGGGCGGGAGGAGAGCGACCGAGACCGGCUCAUUUAUUUGUGUAAAAUCUGUCUGCGUACAGAUAUUUUCGUCUAGAGUUGGUUUUAUUUGCUUGCCUUCAGGAUUGGCUUGGGUACCCUGUACUACUUUUAAGGAAACACCACUUACUGCAGGUGUGUGUUGGUUCGACUCAGCAUGGCUGUGGUCAUCCGUUUGCAAGGUCUCCCGAUUAUGGCGGGGACCAUGGACAUACGCCAUUUCUUCUCUGGACUGAUCAUUCCGGAUGGUGGUGUACAUAUUGUAGGGGGAGAACAUGGUGAGGCUUUUAUUGUGUUUGCCACUGAUGAAGAUGCCAGGCUUGGCAUGAUGCGUACUGGUGGUGCAAUAAAAGGGUCAAAAGUUUCACUGUUGCUCAGUAGCAAGACAGAAAUGCAGAAUAUGAUCGAGCUUAGCCGUAGGCGUUUUGAAACUGGAAACUUGGAAGUCCCGUCAACAAAUUCUGGUAGGGCAGGGCCACCUGUCAGCGCAGGGGGAAGUGGAAGGACUAGUUUACCAGCGAUGCAAGGUUUUAGCAGCCCCACUCCUAGUGUAGUAACCACAGCCUCCUCAGUGCACGAAGCUGUAGGUAACAAAAACAUGCCCACGUUUUCCACUGCCAGCAUGGGAAGCAUGCCUCCAAACUUCAACAACAACUUCAGCAGCCCAAACCUCACUAUGGGAUCCACCAUGGCGACUGCCAUGCCUCCCAUGAACUCUGUGCCGCCAAUGCCACCUUUACCUACAAUGCCAUCUCUACCACCCAUGCCUUCUAUCCCCCCAAUGCCAGUUCCACCUCCAGUUUCCACUUUGCCUCCAGUUCCCCCAGUUGCCCCAAUACCAGCAGUCCCUCCUGUGCCACCUGUGACGCACAUGCCUACACACAUGUCUAGUUUGCCCCCGUUUAAUCCAGGGGUUCCUCCUCCACUUGGUCCUAUGCCCAGUGGUAUGGGUGGUUCAGGUCCACCAAUGCCCAUGAGCAACCCAAACCACAUGUUUCUAGGUCCUAUGACUCCUAUAAACCCCCUGGGUCAAAUGAAUCCUCCCAGUCAUAUGAAACCACCCUUGGUCAAUCCAGAUGAACUGUACGUUUAUAUGCAAGGGAUUCCGUUCUCUGCCACAGAGAUGGACGUGAGGGAUUUUUUCCAUGGGUUGCCGGUGGAUGCAGUAAAUCUUCUGAGAGAUCACCUGGGUCGGGUGAGCGGCAGAGCGUUCGUAAAGUUCUUCUCCCCUCAGGACACGUAUGAAGCUUUGAAACACCACACAGGAAUGAUGGGUCAGCGUUAUAUUGAGGUUUCCCCUGCAACAGAAAGGCAGUGGAUGGUUUCAUGCACGGGAAUGAGCAGCACAAAUCAAGGACUAUCUAAACACAGCAGUGGUCACCCGGAGCAAGACCAACAUCACAUGCACUCUAGAUCUGAGUCUCCUUCCGGCAAUGAUCGGGCAAGGUCCCGCUCGCCUCAUAAACACGAGUACUGUGUAUAUUUGAAAGGUUUGCCAUACGAAGCUGAAAAGCGAGAGAUUUUUGAAUUUUUCAAAAACAUUGAGUUUAUGGAUGACACUGUUUACAUAGCUUAUGGACCGAAUGGCAGAGCAACAGGAGAAGGCUUUGUUGAGUUCAGAAAUGAAGUUGACUAUAAAUCGGCCCUGGGUCGCCACAUGCAGUACAUGGGCAGCCGUUUCAUUCAGGUUCACCCCAUCAGUAAAAAAGGCAUGCUUGAAAAGAUUGACUCUAUUAGGAAAAGGAUGCAAGGCUCGCAGCACAAUGAUCAAAAAGGUAAUUCGUUGGAAAGUGGUGGAGAUAACUCUGCCAAAAUUUGUGCACACAUCUCAAAUAUUCCAUACAAUGUUUCCAAGAGUGAAGUACAACAGUUUUUAGAGGGAAUUCAGAUCGUAGAAGACAGUUUAAGAGUUCUUGUAGAUGGUAAUGGUCAAGGGUUAGGGCAAGCCGUGGUCCAGUUCAGGUCAGAAGAGGAAGCACUUAAAGCUGAGCGUUUACAUCGCAGGAAGUUGAAUGGAAGAGACGCUUUUGUACGCCUUGUUACAAGUGAACACGUUAAAGACAUAGAGAGCAACCCACCGCCUCAAGUUAAGAGGGGGCACAAAGCACAGGGGAACCCCACAGGGCACCAGUUUCCCAGUGUGGGAGACGACUUUUCGUUUAUGAGAGGAAAUUCAGGGAGUAUCAACAGUGGUCCCCCGUUUAAUCCCCCGUUCAGUGCCCCAGGAAAUGGGUUUGGCGGUCUGCCACCCCCCUUGCCCCCAAUAGGAGGACUAUGUGAUGGACCAAUGGGGGUUCCGCCUCCCCCUUCUGGGGUUGGCGGCCACAUACCUGGUCCAGCACACGAGCCACUGGGUUUCAGACCUGCCCCCGGCAAUACCAGUGGACCUCCAGGCUUUGGGGGAGCUCCUGACAGCAUGAGGGGACCACCACCUUUUGAUAACGGACCUAGAAAAAAUAGCGGCCCUGCAGGCCGGGGGAAUGGCCAGGGUCGUUUGGGUAGUUCACAGGGUUUUACUUCAGGUUCUGAAAAUGUAAGAGGGCCCCCUGGUUUAGGCAGCGGGCCUGGCAAUUCAAGGCCUACCGUAGUUAAGAUACAUAACAUGCCUUUCACAGUCUCUGUCGAUGAAAUUUUAGAUUUCUUUUAUGGUUACCAAGUAUUGCCAGGCUCUGUAUGCUUGCAGUACAGUGAUAAAGGCAUGGCAACCGGAGAAGCAAUGGUUGCAUUUGAAUCACAUGAUGAAGCAAUGUCCGCAGUCUUAGAUCUCAAUGACAGACCUAUUGGCUCAAGAAAAGUGAAGCUUAUUUUAGGGUAGAUGUAUCGCCUUAGUAUUUGUGUUUGUAUUCCACAGGGUUAUCCCUCAAUGCUUUGUGGUACGCUAAAGAUUCUGCUAACACCAGGCAGCAGUUAAGUUAUUGAAGGAAAAUGUGUCCCAUAUUUCACCUAUUUUUAAAACCUGUGCAUUUU